This is a messenger RNA of Gymnogyps californianus (California condor), 3902 nucleotides long. It is a transcript of the gene RIPK1, whose product is annotated as receptor interacting serine/threonine kinase 1. Gene Ontology annotation, molecular function: protein binding; ATP binding; JUN kinase kinase kinase activity. Bases 90 to 2156 code for a protein of 688 amino acids. Lineage: Eukaryota; Metazoa; Chordata; Aves; Accipitriformes; Cathartidae. The record is from RefSeq and is a predicted model, not a curated record. The transcript has 12 exons. Gene Ontology annotation, biological process: protein phosphorylation; signal transduction.
AGGACGGAGGAGAGCGGACCGCGGCCACGGUCCAGAAGCACUAGGGUACUUGGUUUUGUUUUAAUUGUUAAGCCACAAAGACUCCAAACAUGUCUCUGGAAGACAUCUACAUGAACACCCAGGAUUUGCUUGAAAAAAAACAAUUAGAUGCUGGAGGAUUUGGAACAAUUUCUUUAUGCUUUCACAAGAAACAUGGAUAUGUAGUAUUAAAAAAAGUGUAUACAGGACCCCAGCGCGCUGAAUAUAAUGCUUCCCUCCUUGAAGAAGGCAGGAUUAUGCGCAGACUGCAGCAUGACCGUGUGGUAAAACUACUAGGUAUAAUUUUGGAAGACGGAAACUACUCACUUGUGAUGGAGUAUGUGGACCGGGGGAACAUGAUGAAAGUGCUACAGAAACUCUCACUGCCUUUGUCAGUGAAAGGGCGUUUCGUGCUGGAGAUCACAGAAGGAAUGCUUUAUCUGCAUGAGCAAGGCUGCAUACACAAAGACCUAAAACCAGAAAACAUCCUUGUGGACACAGACUUCCACAUUAAGAUUGCAGAUCUCGGUGUUGCCUCCUUUAAGAACUGGAGUCGGCUGACCCAAGAAGAGACUGUCCGACAGAAACAAAUCAAGAGCGCUUGCCAGAACAGUGCUGGGACUCUUUUCUAUAUAGCCCCAGAGCAUUUACGCUGUCUUAAUAUAAAACCUGUGGAGAAAUCAGAUGUUUACAGCUUCGGCAUAGUGAUCUGGGCAAUUUUUGCUAACAAAGAGCCAUACGAAUAUGGUAUAAAUGAAGCCCAGAUUUGCUUUGGCAUCAUGAAUGGAAGCAGACCAGACAUAAAGGAGAUCAGUGAUAAAUGUCCGGUGGAAAUUAUUGACUUAAUGAAACAAUGCUGGGAGCAAGAGUCAGAGAAACGGCCAACCUUUGCAGAAAUUAGUCAAAGAUACAAGCCAUUUUACUAUCAAAAUCUAGGAAAAAAUAUUGAAGAUGAUCUGAAGGAGUUAAAAAAAAUGUGGCCUGAGUCAAAUGAACUGCUGAAUAGGAUGCAAUCCCUUCAAAUAGAUGCUGUAGCAGAAGAUACCAGUAAUGGUCAAGUAGAUCAGCCUAGUUCUCUACACAGCUCUCAAGGUCCCACGACCAGUCAGGUUAACGAAGCCCUGUUUGCUGCCUCCCCUGAGAACCAGCCUGUUGAGAGCUGUGAGACCUCAUUUACAUCUGCUGAUAAUCUAGAAAGAAAACUUCAGCGUGAAUACAACUACCAUGUAUUCGGGAGCUGGAUGGAUAAAGCAGUUCCACCUGUAGUAUACACCCCUGAAAUGAGAGAGGAAGAAAGGAGAAGAAGAGUUUCCUACGAUCCAUUUGCAAAGCCAUCUCCUACUCCUCAACAGAGUGAACUGUAUCCAAGAGCUGAAAAAACAGGAUCAAACACUAAUCCGUAUUUUUGGCCACAGCCAGCUGCAACAACACCGAAACAGGGAAACGCAGAUAUUUUUUAUGGGCCAAACCCUAACAGUCUUGUAACGGGAAACACAGAGGGUCUGUAUGGAUUGUGUUCAGCCGGUACCUUUAGCCUAAGUAAACCUCCUGUGCCUGAAUCUGGCCCAAACCUGCAGUCACAGACCAGCGUAAACUGGUAUCCAAAGAAUGCAGACACAGAAAUGGGUAACAAGGAUUCCACUUCUUUCACAAGGGGAACUUUUACAUAUUAUCCUACUGCACCCAGAGUAACCACAGAAGAUACAAUCAAGUACAACAUAAGUAGCAGUUCUGGAAUUCAAAUUGGAUCCUACAAUCACAUGAAGAUUGAAGAGCACAAUCAACACAUCAGCACUUCUCCUGUUGCUACAGAAGCAACUUAUAGGCAUUAUGAAGCAAUGGGUAUAUUUGACAAUACUACUAUCCUGACCGAGAAACAUCUGAAUCUAGUGAGAGAAAAGUUGGCUAAACAGUGGAAGCACUGUGCUCGUAAACUGGGCUUCUGUGAUCCCGAGAUUGAUGAAAUUGAUCAUGACUAUGAACGAGAUGGACUAAAAGAAAAAGUUUACCAAAUGCUGCUUAAGUGGGUAAUGAGGGAAGGCUCCAAAGGCGCUACAGUUGGAAAGCUUGCCAAAGCCCUCUUUGGCUGCCAAAGACUGGAUCUCCUUACUAGUUUGAUGCAAAUCAAUGAGGAAUAAGUUGACUGAGAACUAUGGGAAAAUGAGGGUAUUCUUUCCUGAAGACCUUCCAAUAACAAGUAAUAAUUCUGAACAGAUUUUCUGGAGCUCUCCUUUUUGCACAGACUUUUUGGAACACAUUUUUUCUGCCAAGCAGUUUUCAGUGAAUACCUCCAGUAAAUCAAAAAGUUCAUGUCAAGAUAAUUGGUCUUCCAGAAGGUAAAAGAAAAUAAGCACCUUCUUUCUGAAUAAAAUGAUUGUCUGAAGAUAACAACAACAACAACAACAACACGCAAUACCAAUAUCAAUUCAAGGAGAAUGUGUUGUACAAAAUUUCUAGAUUCUGUUUUGAAACACGUUGGUACCCUUGUUCAGUUCUCAACAAAAGCAUGUCAUUUCAGCAAAGCUAAUAUAUCAGUAAUAAUAUGUGAAAGACUAACUCACUCCUUGAAAAACUUGGACAGAAAAUAAAAUCAACUCAGUUUUGCCAGAAGUGCCAAUACUUACAAGGGUACUAUCCCAGAUUGCUCUAAGUCUAUACGAUAUUAUUUUUUUAAUCUUUUUAUAAUGUUUAUUAAAUACAGAUAUCUAGAAUUAUGCAGAACAGCAGUGUGAAAAAAAGCAAAAAUGGUUUUUGGCUUAAAAAGUAUAAAAUUGAUAAAACACUCUUCUUUCAUAGGUUAAUAUUGCAUUAGAUUUUUACAUUGCUUGGUAGAAAAGAUUUUACAUGGUAAGUUUCUCAUCUGCUUUAUGAAAUAGUGAAAAAAAUUUAAUCGUUAUGCAAUCCAAACUAAAAACUUGGGAAUAUGAGAGCUUUGGGAAGGGGAAGGUACCUUAUUACCACAUGACAGAAGACACGUUCUCCUACUUGCUCUGGGGGCUCAGAGUGUUACUAAUUUCUGAAUCUCUUAGGCUGCAUUUAUACUAGUAAAUUAAACGUGCCUGGGAAUGUUCCGGGGUGCUGAGGUUAACUGGCAUGCUGCAGCCUGCCGCCAGGAUAGCAGAUUCUUUAAACCUCAAAAAUACUGUGCAAGGGCUAUUUCACAGCACUGAAGUUAUGUUGGGGAACACUGGAACAGCUCUGUAGCAUAGGUGAUGGCAUCCCAGCACCUGGGAAUGUUCCUUGCCACUCUGACUUGCUAGUAUUGACAUAAUCUUAGCGUGCAAGAUCUAUGAAAGAAGAAUUACUGAACUGUAAGUUUUUAUGCCCUAAGAAUGAUUAUGCCGAACUCUUCCUAUGAAAGAAGAUACCUCCUAUUUCCAUCAAAUCUACAAAUAUUUCCAGCAGAUGUUUUGGACCAGGUCAUUCUUUAUGCUGUAGAUAAAGCAGUAAGUGUUCAUUAGCUUCUUGUUAUUAUCAAAAAAGCUAAUAAUGGAAGUGUAGUUGGAAUGGAUUUCUGCUCCUUGAUACAGCAGCCACCAUUUUAGUAGAAGCAAAAUGAAACUGGAAUAAUAGCAAGCACCAACAUAUUUGUCAUCUUUAAAACUACUUAGCACAAGGCAAUAGUGGAAAUGGCCCCCAAAACGGAGACUUCAGCAGAAAUCAAUACAAAGAGUGUGUCAUCCACCCAGAUACUGGAGCGUUUAUAUAUUUAUUGUUAAUGCAUGCUAAAACCCAUACUUGCUACUGAGGCUAGCUUGGGGUGUAUCAGUAUAUACCACAGUAAUAUUUAUAUUUUGAAUUCCUCAGAAAUUAUUGCAUUGCCUUACUGUUUUGACUUAGCAGCAUGCUAAAUUUUCUAUAAACUCUUGAGCAUAAUAGACAGA